CAGAGGAGCGCGGCGCCAGAGCGCAGCAGCCACGGACGCGUCUUGCGAGAGCAGCAGCAGCAGCAGCAGCCGAAAGCGCAUCGCGGAGCGGCGGCAGCAGGGCGAAGCCAGGCCUCCUCCUCCUCCUCCUUCUCCUCCUCCUCCUGGUCCCGGUCCCCGUCGUCCCCCCGCCUCGGCCCAGCUAUGGGGAAGGUGCAGCUGUUCGAGCUCCGCCUGGGCGACAGCCGCGUCGUCUACAGCCCCGGCGAGCCGCUGGCCGGCACCGUCACCGUCCGCCUGGCCGGAGCGCUCCAGUACCGCGCUAUCAAGGUGAGCUGCGUGGGCUCCUGUGGGGUGUCCAACAAAAUAAAUGACACAGCGUGGACAGUAGAGGAACAGUAUUUCAACACCUCUCUCUCCCUGGCUGAUAAAGGAACCCUGACAGCUGGUGAGCACACAUUUCCUUUCCAGUUCUUGCUUCCAGCUUCAGCGCCCACGUCCUUCGAAGGCCCCUUUGGGAAGGUUGUGCACCAGAUCAAAGCCGUGAUAGAGACGCCACGAUUUUGCAAAGACCACAAGUGCAGUAAGAACUUCUACGUCCUCUGCCCUUUGAACCUGAACGAUAUUCCUGAAAUUGAGCAGCCAAACACAACGUCGGUCACCAAGAAGUUCAGCUACAAGCUCGUGAAAACCGGCAACGUGGUCUUGACGGCCACCACGGACCUCAAGGGCUACGUCGUGGGGCAAGUCAUCCACCUGCGGGCAGACAUUGAGAACAAAUCUGGCCGGGACACCGGCACCAUUGUGGCAAGUCUUAUCCAGAAAGUUGCCUACAAAUCCAAGCGGUGGAUCUACGACCUGAGGACCAUCGCGGAGGUGGAGGGCUCAGCCGUGAAGGCCUGGAAACGCGCCGAGUGGAAGGAGCAGGUCCUCGUGCCGCCACUGCCACAGUCUAUUCUGCAGGGCUGUAGCCUCAUCCACAUUGACUACUAUAUCCAGGUUUGCCUCAAGUCUCCCGACGUUUCCGUCACUCUGCCUAUCUACAUCGGCAACAUUGCGGUGAACCACGUCCCCCUGAGCCCGUCACGGUCAGUCCCCCACAUCCCAGUGGCCGUGGUUCCGAGCGCGCCGCCUGAAGAUGAGGACGCCGCUGCCGCUGCCGCCUACCUCCACCCUAUGGACAGCGUUUCCAUCCCCACUAAGAGCCAUUCACAACAGCAGCCCUUCAGCUACGCCCCAAACUUGACCUUCCCAGAAGCGAGGCUAGACUCUGAGCAGACGAGCUCGCCAAACCAUCCCACGCUUUGCCUGUCGACGGGGGCAACCAUCCCUUAUUACGCCGAGGGGGCAGUCAUUCCAGUUGCCACAGCCAGCUCCCUCAUCCUGCCUCCGGAGUAUAGCACCUGGGGCUACCCCUACGAGGCCCCCCCUUCCUACGAACAAAGUUGCAGCAGUGCGGCCUCCAGUCUUAGCAAUGGCAACUAGACUCAGGCCAGGAGCCCUGCCUGGCUGGGCUGAGUUGGGAGCAAAGACAGUGCAAAGCGUUGCCCGGCGGGGCCCCCGCCUCGCCGCUUCAUACCACAGACUCUCUGGCAACCGCUCGCCUGCCCCACGGACGCCUUGUGCAACGCCCUCUCCUCGUACUGUUUAGUCCACCAUCUCACGUGCUGCUUUACUAUACGACGACCCGUGAUGCCUUAUCUGAAAUGCUACCGAGUCAUCUUGUAUGGGUGGUGGGUGGAUUUUUUGUGUGUGUGCACGUGUGUCACUUUAUUUCAACCUCCCCACCCCACCCAAGUCUGGUGCCCUCCAGGUGUGUUGGAUUGCAAUCCCCAUCAUCCCUAGCGAGCAUUGUAGUCCGACGUAUCUGGAAGGCACUAGGUUGUGGAGAGGCUGCCUUAUCUGUGGGAUGGGUAUGGUGGUGGAGGUGGUGGUGGGCGGUUAAACCUGCAAGGCAAGGGUGAAGAGGGUGUGACCCUCCAAAUGUUGUUUGACUACAACUCCCAUCAGCCCCAUGCUGGCUGGGGCUGAUGGGAGGACAAGAACACCUGGAGGGCCACCACCAUUUGUAUCUCCCCUUGAUCUUCUCCAUCAGAAAUGGUCCAUGUGCCCUGCUCCAGUAGGGCACCCUCUAGGGGGCAGGGCAGGGACUGCAGGGGAACUGCGGUCAAUAUUCCCCUGGCAUAGAAUGAUUGCAGGAAAAGCCGAAAAGAUCAACGCCCUCCUCAACUGACGCGCUUCUUAGCAGUAAUGUUUGCUCUCCAAACUCUGUGCCUAGGAAGGAGAGAGAUUCUUCUCCAUGAUGGGGGAAUGUACUUCCCAAAGAACAAGAUGGUUCUGCAGCUAAUAAGACAGACACCAACCUUUUUUCAUAGCACUGAAACAGCCUUAGGUAGAAACUCUCUUAUUUAUGCCCCUUCCCCAGACCCCCGCCGAAGGGCUUUAUCCUACUGAGUCCUGCACUGGCCCGGAUCCAAACCUCUUGAGUGUUUGCAGGAGCUGUUCUUCAUGUUUCUCUCCACCCUCGCUGUGACUUUGAGCUGGCUGGAACACUACUGACAAUCACGGCUUUGUCCUCAUUCUACCUCUGGUGUCUCGUCUCCUGAGAAAUGGGCCUUUUCAAAAAGAAAGAAAGAGAAAGACAGACAUCCUUUUGUAAAGUAGAGAUCUUAAUACCUGUUGCUCUCCAGGCGGCGCGCCCCUCUGCCGCUCACCUCGCCGGCGGAUCUUGGACAGGCGAGGUUGGCUGGCUAUUUUUAUUUAGGUUUUUCCUGUGCCCCCCUCCAGAUAUUGCCAGACGCCAAGUCCCAUCAGCCGCAGCCAGCACGGCCAGUGGUCAUGCAUGAUGGGAAUUGUAGUCCAGUAACAGCUGGGAGUGCCCCACCCAGCUUCAAAUGGAGUUCCCUUGGGUGUUCUCCAGCAGGGCCCGGUUCCUUCCCGUGCUCGGAACUACCAAUAUCCGAGUAAUUUCAGGGCAGCUUCGGACAGCUUGUGUGGUGGACCUGGUGGGCGUAACGCUUUUUGAAUCCGGCUUGUUCUAAGCGCCAUCUCUCCCCCACCUCCAGGACAGGAAGCCUUUUUCACAGCUCGCCUCUCUCUGUGUGUCCUUUUGCACUCCCCCACCCCACCCCAAAUCCCUUUCAGGCUGCCCUCAGCAACACGGACGUGAAUGUUGACACUCCCCUUGCACUAGCUGCUUUUAAAGAACGACUGGUUCUCUGUCUCUUUUUGACCAUUUUGUCUUUUUUGGAUCAACUUGUUUUAAUGGUGAGAUUUCAAAAUACAAAAUUUUAACGUAUUUAAUAAAUUAUUCUGAGAAAAUCGUAA
This is a messenger RNA of Elgaria multicarinata webbii, 3306 nucleotides long. It is a transcript of the gene ARRDC1, whose product is annotated as arrestin domain containing 1. Gene Ontology annotation, cellular component: cytoplasm. Bases 184 to 1464 code for a protein of 426 amino acids. The transcript has 8 exons. The record is from RefSeq and is a predicted model, not a curated record. Gene Ontology annotation, molecular function: ubiquitin-like ligase-substrate adaptor activity; ubiquitin protein ligase binding. NCBI's taxonomy places the organism in Eukaryota, Metazoa, Chordata, Lepidosauria, Squamata, Anguidae. Gene Ontology annotation, biological process: protein transport.